Messenger RNA from Propithecus coquereli (Coquerel's sifaka), 1899 nucleotides. RefSeq lists its product as uncharacterized. The record is from RefSeq and is a predicted model, not a curated record. Lineage: Eukaryota; Metazoa; Chordata; Mammalia; Primates; Indriidae.
AUGUCCCUCACUCCUCACUGGGCUGUUGUGGAGCUCAGCUGUGGCUUGGAUGCGACCUGGAAUCUGCGCCACAACCUCUGUGCUUUCAUGUCCCCUUCACCGGGCUGCACACACUGUGACCCAAGUCACCGCGAUGAGGGAGAGGGGCUCCGAACUCGGGUCACUCCCAAUCCACCUUGGAGACGCGGAUCUGGUGUAGACCAUCUCCAAAGACAGCAGCAGCAGGAGAGAGAGGAAGGUGUCCUUCCAAUUUCCAAGUGCAGAGCCAGUCAAGCCCACCCGGCCCCUCGGUACCCGAAAGGCCGGUUGGAUACCCGCCGGGCGGCGGGCCGGAUCUCCCCGCCACCUGCAUGGGAACACAGGCGCCCCCGGAGCAGGGUCAAAAUCGUCAAGAUGUCCACAAUCCCAAAGCACUUUGGCCUGAAAAACAAAGAAGAAUCACACAUGUUUAAAGAGCUUGAGAAGGUUCGCCAGGAGACUAAAAAGGAUUUUCUCCAAUUCAAACAGAAAUUGGCCUCCAAGCCGGCUGUAGAUGAAGGCUCAGUCUACAGCCUCCGUGCCUCCAGCCCGGCUCACCCUAGGUGCGUUUCCUAUGCUGGACCCCCAACAUCGAAAGUGCCCUCUCCGGCUAAAGGCCCUGAGAUCCCGGCUGUGGCCAUCCUGCAGAAGGCGCUCGGAGGCGCCGCGCGUCCCUCGGGCCGGGCCGCUCCCGCGAACACCCCGAUGUUUCAGCCCCAGGACUUUUACUUGCGGAGCUCCCCGUUCCUGCGGCACCGCGCCCAGAAGAAGCCUCCAGUCAUCGCCUCGGGGGUCGGCACGGCCAAACCUGUGGUCCUGCUGCCGCCGCCCACACCGCGGGUGAGGCCCUCAGCGCGCGGGGCCCUGGAGAGCCCACGGCCCGCGGCCUCCAGGCGGGACCUCCACCUGCCCCGGGGGCGCGAAGCGAGCCGGGAGAUGGCCCGGUCCGCAGGGGCCUGCAAGGCCAGGGAGAGUAAGGCCAGCUCCCUUUCCAGCGAGGAAAGCGACGCGGAGGCGGGCGGCCGGCGGAGGAGAGUGAGGAUUCGCACCUACUUCGUGUGCGAGGGCGAGGGCGCGGCUGGCAAGGCGCGGGAAGCGGCCGUGGCGGUGUCCAGAGCAGAGCGGGAGAGCGGCUCGCUGAGCGACGCGCUGGAGGCCGCCGCGCAGACGCCGCUGCCCGCCCGAGCGAUGCCCACGUCCAUCGAGGAGAUCAUCGUCUCGCUGCAGUCCGAGGCCCAGCUGGCCUCCGACCAGAUCAUCACAGAGCUCAUACAGAGCGUUCUCGGCCAGAACUACGACAUUAAAGUGGAAAAUAUGCUUAAGGAGCUUCCUAAAGCCGUGUCAAGUAUGUUCCAGACUGAACAGGAGGAUAUAGAAUGGGGAGCCCUAGAAGCAGAAAGCACAGUAUUGAAACCUCAGGAAAUUUCGGAAGUUCAGCCAGCAGUGGAAUCAAGUAAACCUUUGGAAGAUGGACAGCCCAAAAAUGAUGCAAAAGCUGCCAAGCAUGCGCCUUUAAAGGCUGAGGUGAUGAGGUCCUUGUUGUGGGGGGAGCUGGCAGUGAGUAUGGAGAAGGAGCACACUGGAGCAACCUUGUGUGGGAAGAAACUCAGUUUUGUGGUGAAUAUGCAGGUGAAGGAGGAAGGAGUCAAAGAUGUUUUCACUCUUCAUGAUGAAGAAUCUAGAAUGCCACAAAACGACUCCACUCCUCACCUUCAUGAUCUGUGCACCACUGUCCCAGCCCGGGAGUUGCCCAUAGACUUGCGCCUGGCUUCUCGAGUGUAUCACACUGCCGAUAAGAAAGGCCACGAUACCCUCCUUGGAGUAUUUGGAACACCUUUCUUAAAUGAUCACUUUACAGAUGAAGAACAAAAAGAUAGGUAA